AGAUUCACAAAAGCCUCUUUGUUAUUUUUCUUCUUCUUUACUCCUUCUUAUUCCUGUUUCAUCUUUCUCUCUCUCACAGGUUAGGAAGGUGGACAUUAAUCUCGGAUUAUAAUCCGUUAAAUUGAGUUAAACCCACUUUAGGCGUGAAACAUUUCAUGAUGAGAAACAACUCUGUGAAACAAGUUCAAAGUUUAAGUUUCCAGGAGGGUCUCGUAUCGAUCAAACUUAAAGUUUGACCAUAAAACACAAAGUUUUCUUUCAGAGACAGGCCGCAGAUUAAUUUUGUAUAAUGCAACUCAGAUUGUAGUUUAAUCUGUGAUCUGUGUCCUCAGAGGAGCUGUGUGUGAUUCUUGUUUUUGAUUAAAAUCACAUUUAUUUAAUGAAAACACAUACUUGAGGAGCAGCGAGGAGGAGGAGGAGGGAUUUCCCUGCUCCAAAAACCCUUUUCCCCCAGUUUCCAUGAGGAGGAGGAGGAGAAGAGGGGGACUGGGAAGGAGGGACAUUCCUCUCAUACUGCAGCCCAGGCGGAGGGGGGACUUCCUGCCUCUGCUCUCGUACCGCUUCUUUUCUUACGGUUAAACAUGAAUCUAACGGGGAGAGAAGAAGACUUUGAAGCCGAAUAUGAGCUCCUGUUCCCGGGGAAAGGAUUAAAACCUGUGGAGAGGAAGAGGCAGGAGCGGUGGCACGGAGUUGUCUGACUGUAACUGUAAAGUUUGAGGACUUUUUUUGGAUCUCAGAUCCGCUUCAGAUCCGCAAAAAAACCCGAGAAAAAACCCCGAGAAAAGAUGAUUUACUGAGCAGAGAGCUGCAGAGGAACAGAAGGAGCUCUGCACAGAGAGCUUCUAACUAAGCCACAUCUGAAAGAACCAGAGAACCUCCAGGACUCACAGAGAGGCCAGGACCAGAAGCUGAGUCUAACUUUAUCAGCGCCAACCACCUCACUACCCUAUCCCUUUAUGAGCAGCUCCUGAUGCCCCCUGCAGGCAGAGAGCAGCGUGAGCAGCCACACAGAUGUUUCGGAAAAAAGCGUCUUCCUCGUUGAGAAUGAAAAGGAUAACAGAAAGCGCUAGAUGGAGCAUUGACCGUGGCCGAAGUUUGUCCUUCCAUGAGGUGCGUAGUCAGCGGGAGGCAGAGAUGAGGGCCGCGGCAGAGGACUCCUCCAACAGCAGCAGCAGUGUGGGAGGCGGAGGAGGAGGUGGCAGCAGUACCGUCUUGCAGCGCCUCCUGCAGGAGCAGAUGAACCGCAACUAUGUGUUGCAACAACAACAACAACAACAACAACAGCAGCAACAACAACAACAAGGAGGGGGAGGUGGAGCAGGUUACUCGGUCAGCCUUCCUGAUGAUCACUCCAUGACCCCCCACAUCGCCCGGCAGGAGCCCCAGGGACAGGAGCUGCAGACGGAUAGUGGUGUGGAGAAGUUGGGCUCCUCUAGAGGAGGUGGAGGGAGCAGUGGAGGAGGUUUAGGGACCGGAGGUGGGGGAGGCAGCCAAGGAGGUGGGAGUUUCCAGGGGCAGUGUCAGAACCCUGAGGACCUCCCUACAUAUGAGGAGGCCAAAGUACAGUCUCAGUAUUUCCGUGGUCAUGGUCCCCCACCUCCUCAGCCUCUGCAGCAGAACAACCAGCAGCCUCCCCACCCCGCCUCAGUGGGCGCCGCCUUCUAUGUCACUGGUAUGACGAAUGCCAAGGUGCGCACCGAGGGUCGCCCCACUGUACAGCGGGUCAGCGGAGCAGGGAAGGUGCAUCAGGACGACGGACUGAAGGAUCUAAAGCAGGGACAUGUUCGCUCUCUCAGUGAACGUCUGAUGCAGCUCUCCCUCGCCACAAGUGGCGUCAAGGCUCACGCCCCCGUCACCAGUGCCCCACUCUCCCCCCUGUUGCCCCCUCCAGGGCCGCCAGGUGACUAUUACAAGCCACAGCAUCGCGGCCCACCUCCGGACUACCCCUUCAAAGGAAUGGGCUCCCCCUCCAAACAACAGGACUCAGGAGGACAUUUUUACCAGGAGCAGAGAGGGAGGGAGCACUCCAGGGAGGUGCCCCAUGUCCGAUACCAGCCCCCACCCGAGUAUGGCUCCUUCAGGUCCAGUAAGGAGGGUUCCCUUCAUUCCCAAAGAACCCUCCACCAGCACAGUCCCACCUCCUCCGUCACCUCUGUAGGCUCCUUGUCUCGCACUCAGUCCUCCACCCUAAGCAGCAUGCUCAGUGCCUCACACUCCUCACAUCCCUCCUUCCCCCACCAGCACCCCCACAUCCAGGGGGAGCCUUACCCCUCCAUGGGGCCUCGCAGUGCUCAGGGUCCUGGCCCUCACCCGGGAGGAGACAGCUUCACCAUGGGGUCUGUACACUCUGCUCAACCCAGAGGUCAUGUUUUAGCUCAUGACCCAUACGGCUCCACCCCCAGGAUGCACCAUCACCAACAGCAGCAGCAGCAGCAGCAGCAGCAGCAGCAUCAGCAGCAGCAGCAUCAGCAGCAUCAACAGCAGCUUCAGUACCAACAGCAACUACAACUACAACAACAACACCAACAACAACAACAACAACACCAACAACAACAACAGCAACAACAACUACAACAACAACAACAGCAGCAACAACAACAGCAACAGCAGUUCACAGCUAACCCCCCUCCUAUGCUCCAGCCCCCAGUCCAGGCCUCACAUUUCCCCCACCCACAGUCCUAUUCCCACCCGCAGGGGGAGCCCUACGCUAUGAUGGCCCGCGCACACCAAAUGGUGGACGUGCUGACGGAGGAGAAUAGGAUGCUGAGACAAGAGAUGGAAGUUUGCCGCGACAAAGUCACCAAGCUGCACAAGCUGGAAACUGAGAUCCAACUGGUGUCAGAGGCCUAUGAAAACCUGGCAAAGUCCUCCUCUAAGAGGGAGUCGCUGGAAAAAACCAUGAGGAACAAGCUGGAGCUGGAGGUCCGCCGCCUGCACGAUUUCAACAGGGACCUCCGAGAGCGCAUGGAGACGGCAAACAAACAGCUGGCUGCUAAAGAGUGUGAGGGCUCAGAGGACAACCGCAAAACCAUCUCCCAGCUUCUGACACAGAAUAAGGAGACUCAGCGUGAGAAGGAGAAGCUGGAGAUGGAGUUGAGUGCUCUUCGCUCCACCACGGAGGAUCAGAGGAGACACAUCGAGAUCAGAGACCAGGCACUUAAUAACGCUCAGGCCAAAGUUGUCAAACUGGAGGAGGAGCUAAAGAAGAAGCAGGUGUAUGUGGAGAAGGUGGAGAGGAUGCAGCAGGCUCUGGCUCAGCUGCAAGCAGCCUGUGAGAAGAGAGAGCAGCUGGAGCAUCGCCUACGUACCAGACUGGAGAGAGAGCUGGAGUCUCUGCGCAUGCAACAGCGUCAGGGGGGCUCUCAGAGCAGCGGCACACUUCCGGCAGAGUACAAUGCCACGGCCCUCAUGGAGCACCUGAGGGAGAAGGAAGAGCGGAUCCUGGCUCUGGAGGCUGACAUGACGAAGUGGGAGCAGAAGUACCUGGAGGAGAGCGUGAUGAGGCAGUUUGCUCUAGAUGCUGCUGCUUCUGUUGCCACUCAGAGGGAUCGAUCAACCACCAUCAUCUCUCACUCCCCCAGCAGCAGCUACGACACGUCGGUGGAGGCUCGAAUCCAGAAAGAGGAGGAAGAAAUCCUGAUGGCCAACAGGCGCUGUCUGGAUAUGGAAAGCAGGAUCAAGAAUCUCCAUGCCCAGAUCAUAGAGAAGGACGCCAUGAUUAAGGUGCUCCACCAGCGCUCGAGAAAAGAGCCCAUCAAGUCUGACGUGCCGUCUGCCAUGAGGCCCUCCAAGUCCCUGAUGUCCAUCUCCAACACAGGGUCAGGGGGUUCAGGACUUCUCUCUCACAGUCUGGGACUCAGCAGCUCCCCAAUCACUGAGGAGCGUAAGGACACGAGCUGGAAGGGCAGUCUGGGUGUUCUCCUGGGUCCAGAGUUUCGUACUGAGUCUCUCAGGACUGAAUCCAUUUCCUCAUCCCCCUCCCCGGUGCUCCCCUCCACCCCGAUGACGGCAGGUCACUCAAAGACAGGCAGCAGGGACAGCUGCACACAGACAGAGAAGGGCCAGAGCCAGGAGAGCAGUAAACCCAGCACCCCUGCCCUGCAAAGCAUGACGCUACCCGCACGCCUGUCCAGCCCCAGUCCAGUCUACAUCCCAGACCGGAUCACAGAUGUUCCUGGGUAUCACAGCAGCACCCUGGAGAGGAGGCUUCCUGUACAGUCCCACCCCCAGCAGCAGGUCCUUCCCCCAGCCUCUACCAGCCAACAGGAAGUGGACAACGACAUGGUGGAGAUACUCAUCUGACCACUUGACUGCCAAACCCCUCACAGAUAUGAAUGAUUGGAUGGCAGCUCCAUCAGACAAACACACACACGUCAGAUAUUUCUAAUGUUUACAUUUUAUUCACCCUCUGUGUUUCAUCCACUCUUCCACUCUUUUCCUGCCUCUUCUUCUUCCUCUUCUUCUGAGAAAGUUCAGACAGCAGGAGAGUGGCGCCCCCUCCUGCCUUAUCUCAGCUCUGCAGGUUUCUGAAAUGUCAGGUUGUUACUGGAACUUUAAAACACAGUGAUGAGGAUGGAAAGACAAGAGACACAUGGGCAAGCUGGGCUGAUACCAAAUCCUCCAAGUGAACACACACAAACACACACACACACACACACACACACACACACACACACACACACACACACACACACACACACACACACACACACAGGUGAAGGUGAAGGAUUUCUGUCAGUGGUUGCUGCUUUCAGGAUUUGUUGUUUCAGACUGCAGCACUAUUUCAACACAUAGACAUGUUAGCUUAGCUUAGCAUGUUGCAUCUGUUGUCCUGACCUGCAGACAGAUGAUGAUGAUGACAUUGAUGAUGAUGGUGAUUUUAAGUUGUCUGUGUUUGAGGCUGUGAGAGGAAGAAAGCAGCUGAGAUGAUCGUCAGCUUCAUCGGACCAAAUGUAUCCGCUGUCUCUCUGUUGCAUUAAUUGCACUAAUAAUGUUUUACUAAUAAUGUAAUAAUGUAAUUUCUUUUUGUCAUGUUACUUUAUAUUCAUUCUAGUAUUUAAGUGUAUUUGUGACAGUAGUCAGACAUGGCACUAACUGUGUAAUAAUGUUUUUACAUUGUGUCUGUGCUGUAGAGUCCUGUGUUACUCUGCCUUACAUUUCCAUCUCUCUCAAUCAGUGAUUAAGGACGUUA
Messenger RNA from Notolabrus celidotus (New Zealand spotty), 5191 nucleotides. It is a transcript of the gene amot, whose product is annotated as angiomotin. The coding region runs from base 1012 to 4302 and encodes 1096 amino acids. The transcript is spliced from 14 exons. Gene Ontology annotation, cellular component: cytoplasmic vesicle; bicellular tight junction; plasma membrane. Lineage: Eukaryota; Metazoa; Chordata; Actinopteri; Labriformes; Labridae. The record is from RefSeq and is a predicted model, not a curated record. Gene Ontology annotation, molecular function: signaling receptor activity. Gene Ontology annotation, biological process: angiogenesis; hippo signaling; actin cytoskeleton organization.